Penicillium subrubescens is the source of this 2433-nucleotide messenger RNA. Its product is annotated as SWI/SNF chromatin-remodeling complex subunit SNF5. The record is from RefSeq and is a predicted model, not a curated record. The coding region runs from base 1 to 2433 and encodes 810 amino acids. The transcript has 2 exons. Gene Ontology annotation, cellular component: nuclear chromosome; nucleus; SWI/SNF complex. Gene Ontology annotation, molecular function: transcription coregulator activity. Gene Ontology annotation, biological process: regulation of transcription by RNA polymerase II; chromatin remodeling. NCBI's taxonomy places the organism in Eukaryota, Fungi, Ascomycota, Eurotiomycetes, Eurotiales, Aspergillaceae.
AUGCCCUCACCUGAACUGGCCACUGGUUCAAACCCGUCUCCCGUUGGAUCUCAGUCGGGCAUGCAAAACAGCUCCGGCGCAUCUGACCUGGGAGCGGGAGGGUUUGACUCCUUGGAUAACGGAGCGGCCCAGUCCCUCAACGGACCUCCAUCUGAUAGCAUCGCAGAAGGAAAACAGAACGCGCAAGCUAAGAUGGGCGCAUCGGGCGGAGAGUCUACGAAUGAGACCAAUGGCACUCACCAGUCGAACGGCACAAAUGGCUCUGCACAAAGUAGGAAGCGAUCGCGUGAUGGAUCCGUCAUUCAUGCUAGCGAUGUUUCGGGAACAAUGGCUGUUCGCACGCGUGAAACGCCUGUCGAGAAGAUUUUGCUAGACCAUUAUGUUAACCGCGAAUUCCAAUAUUCGGCGGCGGUCGCCUGGGAGAACCCAGCCCAAGAGCUGGAACAACAGAAGCGAGCAGAACGGGAUUUCUACCUGGCCGUCCGUCGCGAAACCCAAGGCAACCCAGCCGCGUUGUUUGGGGUGGGCUACGAAGGAUUUGGAAACCCGCGGACCGAUCUACGAACUCAACACACUCAAAGCCUACCGAUAUUGUACCCGGCUCAUAGACGUCGGCCUGGGAACCGCAAAACCCGCGAAUUACGGGUUUCAAGGCGGGAUAUGAAGAUACAAAACGAGCAGAUUGAAGAUCUCGUUCCUAUCCGACUUGAUAUUGAUUGGGAAAAGGUCAAGAUUCGAGAUACUUUCACCUGGAACCUCCAUGACCGUGUCGUGUCGCCGGAUCUGUUUGCUGAAAAAUUGGUUGAGGAUCUGGGAUUGUCUUUGGAAUCGUCCGCUCCGUUGAUACGGACGAUUUCGCAGAGCAUCCAGGAGCAGAUCAUGGAUUACUAUCCCCAGAUCUACAUGCAAGAAGAACCUCUUGACCCCCAACUACCUUACACAGCGCAUCGGAACGAUGAGAUGCGAAUUUUGAUCAAACUGAAUAUCACUAUCGGUCAACACACCCUCAUCGAUCAAUUCGAAUGGGACAUCAACGAUCCCGAAAAUUCACCGGAGGAGUUUGCCCUUCGUUUGACGGACGAUCUGUCCCUUUCGGGAGAAUUUACCACCGCCAUUGCCCAUUCCAUUCGUGAGCAAUCUCAAUUGUUCACCAAGUCUCUUUAUAUCGUCAGCCACCCCUUCGACGGCCGUCCUAUCGAGGAUCCCGAUCUCAGCACAUCCUUCCUCCCAACUCCCGUAUCCUCCGCAUUCCGCCCCUUCCAAGCAGCCAAGGAGCACACGCCAUACCUUUACGAACUCAACGAGGCCGAUCUCGAGCGCACCGAAAUCUCGAUUUCCCGCGAACAACGUCGCCAGAAGCGAUCUAUCAAUCGUCGUGGUGGUCCAGCUCUACCAGAUCUCAAGGACCGGCAACGUACUAUUCGCACGCUCAUCGUUUCUUCUGUUAUUCCCAACUCCGCAGAAUCCUUCGAGGAGAGCAAUGUCAUUAAGCGUUCCGGGUCUAGCCGCCGUCGUGGAUUGAUAGGAACCCGUGGUGACGAAGAGUCCGAUGACUUCGAAAGUGACGACUCGGACGAAGGGUCACCGGCCAUUGGCCCACAUCUUUCUCAAGGCACUGCUCGCACAAGAGGCAUGAGAGGCGCGGCCACAGCAGCCCACGCAGCUUUGCGCGCUAGCUUGGGGCAGUCGGCCACCCCAGAGCCCAUGUUGCAGGAGCCCACCCGAGUGUCGUCACGGCGUCAGCAGCAAUUGCGAGAAGAAAGUUUCGAAGAGCCGGAAAAGCUAGUUGUGAGACUCAAGAUUUCACGGGAUAAAUUGGCAGAUCUCCGAAGUGGAAAACGGAUUUUCGACCCAGCGGUGCAAGCUGGCGCCAUGGCACCUCCCUCCGACAAACAGAACCGACAACACCAUCCCCCACGGCCUCAGCAGACCGGAGCCGUUGAUGCACCGAACCCGCCCCAGCAAGGGGUCCCAGGACCCCCUCCGCCUAGCUGGCUCCAGGCUGGCCUGACAAAGCUAAAGCAAUCUCAUCCUAAUGACUCAUUUGAAGGAGUGAUGCGCUAUUCUGCUGUGGAUACGGAAACCCUCGCGCCUGUCUCCAACCCAAGCGUCCUUCAAGCUGGUCAGAAGAUCAAAUAUCAAUACCUGCCCCGUAUCCGCUGCCAUGACUGCCCUGGGAAGCUAUACACCCCAGGUCCUGGCAUGACAGUGGACAACUUCGAAGUUCAUCUGCGUAACCGUCAACACAAGGAGCGCGUUGAAGAACGAAUCAACAAGACUGGCGGCAGUGCACCCGCCACCCCUGACGUGGGUGGUAGUGCCAAUGCCAGCCCAGCACCUGGUGCCGCGACCUCUGCCAGCGCCAGCCCAGCCUUGGGUGUUGCCCCAAUCCCUGGAGUCUCUCCUGCCCCUGUCCCUGGGCCACAGCCAUAA